AUGGGAUCAGCUGUCUCACGAAAGAAGGUCAAGACGACUGACGCAGCCGCAAACGACAAAAAUAAUCAGGUCAAGGCCGCUGCUGCAGAUGUUAAGAGGAAUGGAAAGGAAGAAAAGCAUCAGGUCGAGGAAAAAAAAAAGCAUGAAGAGUCUCAAGCGAAUGAUGGUAAGGACAAUGAAGCUCUACUCAAGGAACUUGAGGAGGCAUUCCAGAAGCUCCAUCAAGCUGAUGAGUGUCACUCCCUACUGAAGAAGUACCUGACGAAGGAGGUGUUUGACGAGCUCAAAGACAAGAAGACCUCAAUGGGAGCUACGCUGAUGGAUGUCAUUCAGUCCGGUGUGGCUAACCUCGACUCUGGCAUCGGCCUGUAUGCACCGGAUGCGGAGUCGUACAAGGUGUUUGCGGCUCUCUUUGACCCAGUCAUUGAGGAGUACCAUCAGGGAUUUAAGCCAAGUGAUAAACAGCCACCCAAGGACUUUGGUGACCUGAGCACACUCGUUGACGUGGAUCCCGAAAACAAGUACGUCAUCUCCACACGUGUACGGUGUGCGCGCAACCUUGAUGGCUAUCCGUUCAACCCACUCCUCAAGAAGGAGCAGUAUGAAGAGAUUGAGUCCCGUGUCAAGGCACAG
Molecule: messenger RNA, 633 nt
Organism: Trypanosoma theileri
Lineage: Eukaryota; Euglenozoa; Kinetoplastea; Trypanosomatida; Trypanosomatidae
Product: arginine kinase
Exons: 1
Biological process (GO): phosphocreatine biosynthetic process
Molecular function (GO): creatine kinase activity
Source: RefSeq, a predicted model, not a curated record